Oncorhynchus mykiss (rainbow trout) is the source of this 703-nucleotide messenger RNA. NCBI's taxonomy places the organism in Eukaryota, Metazoa, Chordata, Actinopteri, Salmoniformes, Salmonidae. The record is from RefSeq and is a predicted model, not a curated record.
UGAUGGCCUGCACCCGGAGGAACCUGGGUAUGAUCCAGGAACUACUGUCCCAUGAGGCUGCCCAUAUGCUGAAGAACAAGGACGGCUGGAACUCCUUCCACAUCGCCUGCAGGAAGGGAGACCCAGCGGUCAUACAGCACCUCCUACUGGCCAACCCGGAAGUCUGGAGGACAGAGAGUAAAACGCUGAGGACUCCUCUGCACACUGCAGCAAUGCACGGCUGUGAAGAAGUGGUCAGCAUCUUGGUACAGAGGUGUGGUUAUGUUCCGGAUGGCAGGGACAGCUGUGGGGUCACUCUCUUUAUGGACGCAGUGAGGAACGGACACAUAUUUGUUGCCAAACUACUGCUGGAGAAGCAUCAGGCCUCUCCGACUGCAGCAGACAUCCCGGGGGCCCAGUCGGUGCACCAUGUUGCUGUCACAGCCCAAGAGGAGGCGCUAGAGUUCCUAGUGAGGGAUCUCGGAGUGGACGUGAACCAGACAGCCACUGACAUGCAGCUCACAUCCCUGCACUACGCUGCCAAGGAGGGCCACACAGGCACAAUCAAAGCACUCCUCACAUUAGGAGCAGGUACUGAACAGGUACUGUAGAGAAGUGGUUCCCAAACUGUGGGGUGAGGGGUCGGCAGGCAUGCUCCCCCCCAAAAAACAGACAUGCUCCCCCCCCAAAAAAGUAUAUUAUUAUUAUUUUUAAACAUUUUUAA